This is a messenger RNA of Pteropus alecto (black flying fox), 2350 nucleotides long. It is a transcript of the gene MAP3K10, whose product is annotated as mitogen-activated protein kinase kinase kinase 10. Lineage: Eukaryota; Metazoa; Chordata; Mammalia; Chiroptera; Pteropodidae. The record is from RefSeq and is a predicted model, not a curated record. Bases 365 to 2350 code for a protein of 661 amino acids. Gene Ontology annotation, biological process: positive regulation of apoptotic process; protein phosphorylation. The transcript has 10 exons. Gene Ontology annotation, molecular function: JUN kinase kinase kinase activity; ATP binding; protein binding.
CUGCGCGGGGUGAGAGGCGCGGGGAAGGGGGCUGCCUGCUGCCCUCGCCCUCGUCCCCCACCGGCGGGCCCCGGCAAGAAUUCGGGAGCCAGGCGGCCAGGCUUUCUUAGUGCUCUGACAUUUGGGGGGAACAGGUGAACCCGCCCGCCUACCCCUAACCCGCCCCGCCUGGACAGCUGAAUCAGAGCGGACGACCCUGCCCUUUUAACGCUCCUGCUCCUGCGGAGGGCCCCCCAGCCAUGGCCCUCAACAGUCCCCUAGAACCCACAGGGACUGCCCCCCAUCCUGGCCGCCGGAGCCAGCCCUCUGCAUCCCGCGGGCAGCCAGUGUGAAGCCGCCUCCUGCAGCCCCCGGCCCCUCCCCCAUGGAGGAGGAGGAGGGGGGCGCGGCUGCCAAGGAGUGGGGCACGGCCCCCGCGGGGCCCGUCUGGACCGCGGUGUUCGACUACGAGGCGGCAGGCGAGGAGGAGCUGACCCUGCGGAGGGGCGACCGCGUCCAGGUGCUUUCCCAGGACUGUGCCGUGUCGGGCGACGAGGGCUGGUGGACCGGGCAGCUACCCAGCGGCCGUGUGGGCGUCUUCCCCAGCAACUACGUGGCCCCUGGCGCCCCUGCCACGCCUGUGGGCCUCAGGCUGCCCCAGGAGAUCCCCUUCCACGAGCUGCAGCUAGAGGAGAUCAUCGGUGUAGGGGGCUUUGGCAAGGUCUAUCGGGCCCUGUGGCGUGGCGAGGAGGUAGCCGUCAAGGCUGCCCGGCUGGACCCUGAGCGGGACCCGGCGGUGACAGCAGAGCAGGUGCACCAGGAGGCAAGGCUCUUCGGAGCCCUGGAGCACCCCAACAUCAUUGCCCUCAGGGGCGCCUGCCUCAGCCCCCCGCACCUCUGCCUGGUGAUGGAGUAUGCCAGGGGAGGCGCACUGAGCAGGGUGCUGGCCGGUCGCCGGGUGCCCCCUCACGUGCUGGUCAACUGGGCUGUGCAGGUGGCCCGAGGCAUGAACUACCUACACAAUGAUGCCCCUGUGCCCAUCAUCCACCGGGACCUCAAGUCCAUCAACAUCCUUAUUCUGGAGGCCAUCGAGAACCACAACCUCGCAGACACGGUGCUCAAGAUCACGGACUUCGGCCUGGCCCGCGAGUGGCACAAGACCACCAAAAUGAGCGCUGCGGGGACUUACGCCUGGAUGGCCCCGGAGGUUAUCCGUCUCUCCCUCUUCUCCAAAAGCAGUGACGUCUGGAGCUUCGGGGUGCUGCUCUGGGAGCUGCUGACGGGUGAGGUCCCCUACCGUGAAAUCGAUGCCCUGGCCGUGGCGUAUGGUGUGGCUAUGAACAAGCUGACGCUGCCCAUCCCCUCCACGUGCCCCGAGCCCUUUGCCCGCCUCCUGGAGGAAUGCUGGGACCCAGACCCCCAUGGGCGGCCCGAUUUUGGCAGCAUCUUGAAGCAGCUUGAAGUCAUCGAACAGUCAGCCCUGUUCCAGAUGCCACUGGAGUCCUUCCACUCACUGCAGGAAGACUGGAAGCUGGAGAUUCAGCACAUGUUCGAUGACCUCCGGACCAAGGAGAAGGAGCUCCGCAGCCGGGAGGAGGAGCUGCUGCGCGCGGCGCAGGAGCAGCGCUUCCAGGAGGAGCAGUUGCGGCGGAGGGAGCAGGAGCUGGCCGAGCGCGAGAUGGACAUCGUGGAGCGGGAGCUGCACCUGCUCAUGUGCCAGCUGAGCCAGGAGAAGCCCAGGGUCCGCAAACGCAAGGGCAACUUCAAGCGCAGCCGCCUGCUCAAGCUGCGGGAAGGCGGCAGCCACAUCAGCCUGCCCUCUGGAUUUGAGCAUAAGAUCACAGUCCAGGCCUCUCCAACUCUGGACAAGCGGAAAGGAUCCGAUGGGGCCAGCCCCCCCGCAAGCCCCAGCAUCAUCCCCCGGCUGAGGGCCAUUCGCUUGACUCCUGUGGACGGUGGCGGUGGCCCCAGCAGUGGCAGCAGCAGUGGCGGCAGUGGGACGUGGGGUCGCAGUGGGCCCCCAAAGAAGGAAGAACUGGUUGGCGGCAAGAAGAAGGGCCGGACCUGGGGGCCCAGCUCCACGCUACAGAAGGAGCGGGCUGGAGGGGAGGAGAGGCUGAAGGCCCUGGGGGAAGGAAGCAAACAGUGGUCAUCAAGCGCUCCCAACCUGGGCAAGUCUCCCAAACACACCCCCAUCGCCCCAGGCUUCGCCAGCCUCAAUGAAAUGGAGGAGUUCGCGGAGGCUGACGGAGACAACAGCGGGCCCUCCUCGCCCCACAGCACCCCUGUGCUGUUAUCCCAGCUCAGAAAUGGUGUCACAUCUGAGGUCUCUGUGUCUCUGAGCUGUCUGCCUGACCCUGGCUGGGUGUGA